AUGGAUCAUGACACGUUGAACACAGCGUCAACGUAUCUGAACAAUCUCCUCCUUGCCCGCGGACUGCUCCGGGACAGCAAGGCACUCGACUUUGCCAAACCGACUCGAGAUACACGAGCUCAGAUUAUCAACCUCGUUCACGAUCUCCUACUACGACGCGACAGAGACCAAGAGAACCGCGAGCAGAUUGCAUUGACACUCCGCACCCUCCGUGCCGAUCAAACGCGCAAAGAUGGCGACAUCGACCGACUACAACUACGCCUCGACACACAGGAGCGCUCCCUACUACAGGCACAGACCGAGGCCAGAAAUGCUAAGAUCGAAAUGCGCAAACUCGAGUCGACCACGAAGGCACUGAAUGAUCAACUGGGACGACUGAAAGCAUCCGUGUCGCAAAUCAAAACACAAUGUGCCAAUGACGUGCGGAAGCGCGACAUGCACAUUGAGCGUCUCAAGUCACAUCUCCAGGGUCAGCAGAGAGGAAACAAGGGUGGUCUUGUCGCACCAAGCAUUUCUGUCGGUGGAAGAGGUCCACACUCGUUCAAUGCGUCAGUAAGAGACAUCUCGGACCCAGAAUACAACCUAAAGCAAGAGACGACCGACUUCCUCACACAAUUGAGCUCUGGCCUGAGCGAUGAAAAUGAUGCUCUGAUUGAGAUGAUUCGCGGAACAUUGACCACGCUGAGAGAAUUGCUUGGAAUGCCUGAUCAGAACUACGACAACACUGUUGGCGACAUGGAGAACGAAGAUGGCACUCUUGGCUUUGCUCACGGAUCCCUCGCCGAAGAGCUAGAGUCGAUGCUGGAAAUGCUCAAGACCGUCCUGACCAACCCCAAUUUCGUCUCGAUGGACGAGGUGGAAGCAAGAGACGAUGAGAUAGCAAGAUUGAGAGAAGGUUGGGACCAGAUGGAGGCUAGGUGGAGAGACCUGUUAUACAUGAUGAACGGCUGGUGCACACGAUUGGAAAAGAGCGGCGAUACCAUCAACCUCGAUGAUCUUAGGAAGGGCCUUGGCUUGGGUGUCGGACUCGAAGCUCCUCCUACUGCACAGAAACUGCGCGCAAGCCAACAUACGCGCUCCGACAGCGACCGCGAUAGUGGUAUUCAUACCCUGAGCCCAACACCCUCAGAGAGCCACGCAGCUCCACCAAGCACCACAAAGUCGCAAAGAAGCAUAGACCCUCCAGAGUUCUUCAACCUCAAACCUCGAGGAGGACAGCGUACGCUCAACAAGAUGAGCCACAAUGUACAAUCACCGCGGAAGGUUGCAUUCGCGGUGGAUGCCUCGGAAAACAUUGAUCCAGCCGCAUUAACCCCAAGCAACUUCGACACCCCCAGUAUCGUCAAAGCUUCUGCAAACAGGUCAUCGCUUCCCGUACGCCGGCAGCCAGGCUUUACCCCUUCAAGUGGCUCACAUGACAGACUGCCUUCUCAAUCACGCGGCUCUUCACCGCCUCGAAGACCUGUGGAUUCACCUUCCGAACACAUCGCACAACAAGAUGAUGAAGAAUUGCAGGAGGAUGAACAGCCUCGAAUGUCGGUCGAAGAAAAGCUGCGUCUUGCACAAGCCGAAGCGGAAGCUGCAGGAGGCACACCGAGCAAAGGUCCCGAUGAAGCCUCACAACUCGACCUAGACAUCGACGAAGAGAUAGGCAAGUUGAGAAGUCCCGCGAAAAAGACCAAGAUCCAAGGAAGGCCGAAGCGCAGGAAGAGCACCCUCAGUCCGGAAGAAUUGGAAGAUCUUCUGGGGCUAGAGUAA
This is a messenger RNA of Aureobasidium pullulans EXF-150, 1758 nucleotides long. RefSeq lists its product as uncharacterized. The record is from RefSeq and is a predicted model, not a curated record. The transcript has 2 exons. Lineage: Eukaryota; Fungi; Ascomycota; Dothideomycetes; Dothideales; Saccotheciaceae. The coding region runs from base 1 to 1758 and encodes 585 amino acids.